Messenger RNA from Equus quagga, 1600 nucleotides. RefSeq names its product von Hippel-Lindau tumor suppressor (gene VHL). The record is from RefSeq and is a predicted model, not a curated record. Lineage: Eukaryota; Metazoa; Chordata; Mammalia; Perissodactyla; Equidae. The coding region runs from base 240 to 872 and encodes 210 amino acids. The transcript is spliced from 3 exons.
AUAGGAAACCGGGAGAUGUGGUGCUACCGCCACCCUACCUCUCAGCGAGGAUUCGGCCCCUGUAGCUAGAGGAUCCACCUGCGCACGCGCACAGUCUCCAGCCGGCCAUUUCUGCAAGCGUGUAUUCCCUCCCUCACCGAGAGCGCGCGGAAGCCGCACGCACGCCUGCCCGGGGACGCGCACGCACGCGCGCCCCGCCCCGCCCCGCGAGGCCCGGGUUGUCUAGGCUCCGGGAGGUAAUGCCCCGGAAGGCGGGGCGGGUGGAAGAGGCCGAGGAGGACGGCCCUGAAGAGGACGGCCGCGAGGAGGCGGGCGUCGAGGAGUCCGGCCCGGAAGAGUCGGACCCGGAGGAGCCUGGCGCCGCGGAGGAGAUGGAGGCCGGGCGGCCGCGGCCGGUGCUGCGCUCGGUGAACUCGCGCGAGCCGUCCCAGGUCAUCUUCUGCAACCGCAGCCCGCGCGUCGUGCUGCCCGUGUGGCUCAACUUCGACGGCGAGCCGCAGCCCUACCCGACGCUGCAGCCCGGCACCGGCCGCCGCAUCCACAGCUACCGAGGUCACCUUUGGCUCUUCCGAGAUGCAGGGACAUACGAUGGGCUGCUGGUUAACCAGACUGAACUCUUUGUGCCAUCUCUCAAUGUCGAUGGACAGCCUAUCUUUGCCAACAUCACACUGCCAGUAUACACCCUGAAAGAGCGAUGCCUCCAGGUUGUCCGGAGCUUAGUCAAGCCUGAGAAUUACAGGCGACUGGACAUCGUGAGAUCGCUCUACGAAGAUCUGGAAGACCACCCGAAUGUGAGGAAAGACCUGGAGCGGCUGACGCAGGAGCACAUUGAAAAUCAGCAGGUGGAAGAGGAGACUGCAGAUUUUAACUGAAACUUGUGCUCUUGAGUCUCAGCUUUUGAUGGCACUGACUCGUCUUGACCUAGGUAUGGGACUGCUCACUUAUUCUCGGUCUCCAGGUGUCUCAUGCUUGGAGUAGAAACUGCUGCAUUGCUUACCAGAAAGUUAGCUGACUUCACUGGGCGUGAUGUUUAGGGGCAAAUAUCACAAAAUGUAAUUUAGUGCCUGCUCCUUCUGGAAGUAUUUAUCAAGGGAAAGUAGGUGCAUUUUUGCUUCCUAGUAAGUCAGGAAAGUUUCUGUGUAAGGACUUUUGUGUGAGUAAUUCAAUGAGAAUUGCAGCAUCUUCUUUAAUUAUAAGAAAGCAGUGGCAUCUGCUUAUAAUUGCUUAUAAUGAUUGAUGAUGUAUCCACCUCCUGCUCUGAGAAGACCGGGAUGGCCUUGAGGCAGGGACACGUCUGUCUCCUGUUUGAGACCCCAGUGCCUCACACACUAUGAGCCUUUAGUCAGUGUUUGUUGAAUGAACAAACCAGUGAAUAUGUGGGUAGAAAAUGUUUGGAGGUUUUGCCCUUUUGUCGGGGAGGAGGAGGGACCUUAAAGUGUGUACAGUAAACACAUGUCUUAAAGGGAAUCAUUUUGGGGCCAGGCCUGUGGUGUAGUGGUUGAGUUUGGUGCUCAACUUUCGUGGCCCAGGUUUGCAGGUUUGGUUCCUGGGUGGGGACCUAGCACCACUCGUCAAGCCACGGUGUGGUGGCAUCCCACAU